Molecule: messenger RNA, 258 nt
Organism: Myotis lucifugus (little brown bat)
Lineage: Eukaryota; Metazoa; Chordata; Mammalia; Chiroptera; Vespertilionidae
Product: dynein light chain 1, cytoplasmic-like
Exons: 1
Coding region: 1-258 (85 amino acids)
Biological process (GO): microtubule-based process; cilium assembly
Cellular component (GO): cytoplasmic dynein complex
Molecular function (GO): dynein intermediate chain binding; dynein light intermediate chain binding
Source: RefSeq, a predicted model, not a curated record
AUGUGCCACCAAAAGGCGGUGAUCAAAAAUGCCGAAGCAUUGGAGGAGAUGCCACAGGACUCUGUGGAAUGUGCUAUUCAGGCUUUGGAGAAAUAUAACAUAGAGAAGGACAUUUCGACCCAUAUGAAAAAGGAGUGUAACAACAAGUCCAACUCCUUAGAGGGGAGGAACUUUGGAAGUUACCUGACACAUAAAACCGAGCACUUCAUCUACUUCUACCUGGGCCAAGUGAUCAUUCUACUAUUCAAAUCUGGUUAA